Molecule: messenger RNA, 1173 nt
Organism: Saccostrea echinata
Lineage: Eukaryota; Metazoa; Mollusca; Bivalvia; Ostreida; Ostreidae
Product: probable thiopurine S-methyltransferase
Exons: 9
Coding region: 125-856 (243 amino acids)
Molecular function (GO): thiopurine S-methyltransferase activity
Source: RefSeq, a predicted model, not a curated record
ACAAAAACAGUGAAUAAGGAGAGGAAGCGACAACGCUGAAUAGCUCCGUAGUGAAAGGUCAUUCAACGGUGGUCUACUGUUUGUUAUUAGACGGAUAACGAAGGACAAGCUACAUUGACAAAACAUGAAUGGACAGAAACAAGAUCGGCGGAUUAACCAGUUCGGUGAUUAUGAGGAUACAAGCAACAUGAAACCAGAAGACUGGGACUACAGAUGGGGAAAAUCCCAGACACAGUUUCACAUGCCUAAAACACAUCCAAUGCUCUCAAAACAUUAUGAUACGCUGACAGGAAAAAAGAACAAUGUACGAAUUUUUCUACCACUUUGUGGGAAAGCAGUUGAUCUAAAAUGGCUUGCUGACAAAGGACACGAAGUAGUCGGACUGGAAUGUGCAGAAAAGGGAUGCAAAGAAUUCUUUGAUGAACAAGACAUACCUUAUACUACAACUGAUCUCAAAGAGAUUGAAGGCAAAGUAUUUAAGGCCACCGAUAACAGAAAAAUAUCCAUUUACUGCUGCGAUUUCUUUAAAAUUUCAAGUAAAAUCCUGGGUCAGUUUGAUUGCAUUUGGGACAGGGGGAGUUUCGUGGCUAUUCCAGUCCCUCAAAGAAAACAGUAUAGCAAUAUUAUUACACCAAUGAUGCACCCUGAUACAGUUUACCUACUAGACUCCUUUCUGGUCGAUAAUACAGUAUUUGGAGGCCCACCAUUUGAUUGUAAUGAAGAUGACCUGAAAAAGGCCUUUGGGUCCCAAACAGAUAUCAAGAAAAUAGACGAAAGAGAUGCAUUCGGGAAAUGGCAGGAGAGUUGGGGAUUAAAAUCUUUCAUAGAGGAAUUGUAUUUAUUGAAGAUGAAGUGAACACAAUAAUUUUUUUUGCUUAUGUACAAUGAACAACAGGAAAACAAAACAGCAUUUCCACAAUUGAUACGCAAUGUAGACAUAUUGUAUGAACAAUUUUCAACGAACAAAUUCAUUUUAUUUAUGAUGUCAUUUGCAUUGCAUAUUUUUGUUUAUAAGCCUUUCUUUUCAAUUAUUUAAUGCCUAAUUGUUGUGGUUUUUAUUGUGAUCGAUUGUAUAUAGACUCCGUAAAUGUUAUUGUUGUUUCUUUGUUUUAACAAGCUUUUGAAAGACAUUUUAAAUGGAAGACAACUCUGUAAGGGUUCGUGAUCAAUUUA